Messenger RNA from Spodoptera exigua (beet armyworm), 522 nucleotides. NCBI's taxonomy places the organism in Eukaryota, Metazoa, Arthropoda, Insecta, Lepidoptera, Noctuidae. The record is from the annotation of a GenBank genome assembly.
AUGUGCGAAGAUAAGGAAGAGGUUCGCAGCGAGGCGGGCGCCGCGGCCAGCCCGCGCCGGCUGUGCUGGUCGCGCCGGCCUCCGCCGCCCCUGCCCGACACCCGCGGCCUCUGCUGCGCCAAGCUGCUCCGCAAGAAUGGCAAGCCCAAGAAGAUUUAUGUAAAUGACAAGGUAGCUCGACUAGUUUCAAGCCACGUGUGGGAGAGCCAAACUUCGGCACGAAUGGGUCGGCUCGACCGGAGUGAUACCACAGCCUCACAGAAUACCGGCGUGAAACAACGACAGCGUUGUGUUUCGCCGACUCGAAUGACUUACGGGAUGAGCCAGAAUAGUGGUCUAGUGACAACUACGGACCGAUUUGGACAGGCCUCCCGCCAGGCGGUACCAUAUCAUCAGAGUUCCACAGAGCCAAUGGAUGCCAGAAGUACGCUGUCGUUCAACUUGGAGGACAAAGAGGAAAGCCUUAGUAGCGGUAGACAUCUUCCGACUGAAAAUAAUAAUGAUAGCCAUCUCCAUUCAUGA